AUGUUAAGCAAUAACCAGUUCACGGUAAGCUUGCCAUUCUCAGACAGUGCUGAGAAACUUGGAUCUUCAGCGGGCUUCGUCAAGAGCAGAUUCUAUGCACUAGAACGCAAGCUUGCAAGGAAUGGGGACUUGAGAAAGCAAUACACCAAAUUCAUGAAGGAGUAUCUCGACCUUGGUCACAUGAAGGAAGUCAACCCGGAUCAGAUACCUCACCCGCAUUAUUUCUUACCGCAUCACUGCGUACUUAAACCAGAUAGUACCAGCACAAAAUUAAGGGUCGUACUCGACGCAUCAGCAAAGACCUCUACGAACGUCUCCUUGAACGACAUAUUGCAUGUGGGACCAACCGUACAAGACGAACUUUUCACAAUUUUAUUGCGAUUUCGGCUGCCGAAGUUUGCAUUCAAGGCAGACAUACAGAUGAUGUACCGCCAGAUUCGACUACAAGAAGGAGAAAGACGCUUCCAUCUAAUUUGGUGGAGAGAAGAUUCAAGCCUACCUUUAAGAUGCUACGAGCUUUGUACGGUAACCUAUGGAACUUCUUCUGCACCAUAUUUAGCGACAAGGUGCCUUGAGAAGCUCGCAUCUGAAAACGCUACAAAAUAUCCAUUGGGUUGCGAAGUCCUCAGAAGAGAUUUUUACAUGGACGACUUAAUGAGCGGUGCCAACAAUCUUACAACUGCAAAGGAAAUUCAAAGGCAAUUAGUGACCGUCCUGAAAAAAGGAGGUUUUAAACUUCGAAAAUGGAGUUCCAACCAUAACAAUCUUCUGCAAGAGAUCCCAUCUGAAGAUUUGGAGGUGCAUCUUAAUGAUGACAAUGAAGCUUCAAUAAAGACACUAGGACUGAUCUGGCUGCCAAGGUCCGACGUAUUUCAGAUUAAGGUGAAUCCAAUAGAACAGCGCCGAGCAACUAAAAGGGCAAUCGCCUCGGAAAUAGCACAGAGUUUCGAUCCACUAGGUGUAGUGGCACCGGUGAUAAUGGUCGCUCAACUGUUUCUUCAAGAGCUGUGGGCACUCAAAUAUGAUUGGGAUCCGGCUCUCCCGUUGGAGUUGCAAACACGGUGGUGCACAUAUCGGGAAGGCUUGCAAAAGCUAGACAAAGUGAAGAUCCCGAGACAUGUGUUCGCUGAAGGAGUGCCAACGUCAGUACAAAUUCACACAUUUGCGGAUGCUACGGAGAAAGCAUAUGGAGCUGCAGCAUACGUGAGAUCCACCAAGCCCGAGGGUACUGUAAUAAGCAGACUACUGUGCUCAAGGUCUCGAGUAGCUCCCAUAGCCAAGAUGACAGCAGGGAUGACAAGUCUCACAAUUCCACGGCUGGAGCUUUGCGCCGCAGUAUUAGCCGCAGAGCUGGCAUCCCGUAUAAAAGCAGAUCUCAAGAUCGAAGGAGCUACUUCCUACCUAUGGACAGAUUCGCAAAUUGUUCUUUGUUGGAUUCACGGUCAAACAGAAGUACGUCCAGCCUUUGUCGGCCGCCGAAUCGCCAGAAUUCAUGCAAUAUCAAACAAAGAUCAGUGGCGGCAUGUUAAGACCGCUAACAAUCCAGCAGAUGUUCUUUCAAGAGGAACUACCCCGGAUAAGCUUCUUGAGCACUACUUAUGGUUCUAUGGGCCAUUAUUCUUACAUGGGCGAGAAGCAUUGUGGCCUUCGUGUUUCAAGCCCAACACAAACAGGGACGAAGCUAAGGAGAAGACGGAAGAAAUCAGCUUGCCCACUGAACCAGGUCCAGAACAGGACAGUUUGGGAAGUAAAGAACAGGAGAAGGUGGAUAAGAUCGUUUGCCCGGUAAUUUCGCAGCAGGAAGAAGGCAGUUUUGUGAACAAAAUUGAACAUUCGAAUUCGUUUCAAAAGCUUCAAAGGGUGACAGCAUAUUGCUUCCGUUUCAUAAAGCUUUUAAGAAAUAAGGAUGGCAAAACCGUCCGUCCGUCCGGAUAG
Hermetia illucens (black soldier fly) is the source of this 1935-nucleotide messenger RNA. RefSeq lists its product as uncharacterized. The transcript has a single exon. The record is from RefSeq and is a predicted model, not a curated record. Lineage: Eukaryota; Metazoa; Arthropoda; Insecta; Diptera; Stratiomyidae. Bases 1 to 1935 code for a protein of 644 amino acids.